AUGAAUAUUGUAUUACUUCUAUUUAUUACUCUUUCUUUAUCAAAACAGUGUAGUGAAUAUACUGAAUUGAUUGAACUAGAUACUGUUGAUAGUGCAUUUGAAUGUAUUGAAUCCAUUCAAACAACAGAGGAUGAAAAUACUGAGAUUAUUGAUGGAUUGAAAUAUUAUUUAAAUGCAUAUGUAUUUAAAGACAUAUUAAAAAAUCCACCACAACCAUCAUUUUCAAAUAAUUAUUAUGAGAAAGUGGAUAUUGAUUCAGAAUUAGAUAAAAUAAAUACAAAAACAACAAGUCUGUAUGAGUUUUACUCAGAAAUAAACAAUCUUAUUAUUUCAACAAGAGAUUCUCAUUUAGGGUUUAAUAUAGAUGAUACUCUUAAAAAACCAAAUUCAGAACUUGUUUAUUUUUUAUUUCCUUCCAUUUACAAUAAAUAUUGA
Messenger RNA from Entamoeba histolytica HM-1:IMSS, 435 nucleotides. RefSeq lists its product as uncharacterized. The record is from RefSeq and is a predicted model, not a curated record. Bases 1 to 435 code for a protein of 144 amino acids. The transcript has a single exon. NCBI's taxonomy places the organism in Eukaryota, Evosea, Mastigamoebida, Endamoebidae.